Topomyia yanbarensis is the source of this 3482-nucleotide messenger RNA. It is a transcript of the gene fax, whose product is annotated as failed axon connections. The transcript has 5 exons. Gene Ontology annotation, cellular component: cytoplasm. NCBI's taxonomy places the organism in Eukaryota, Metazoa, Arthropoda, Insecta, Diptera, Culicidae. The record is from RefSeq and is a predicted model, not a curated record. Bases 630 to 1898 code for a protein of 422 amino acids.
CUUUGUGAGUUGAAACAACGCAGCAGAAGCAGCAGCUCGUUCAGUCACAGCCGCCUAGUUUUGUAUAGAGCCAACCGCCCUAGCGUUAACAGAGUUGAGCUGCUUUUUUGUGCCCCGUCUGGAAAUCUGUCUCUAUCGGUGUUUUAAUUAAAAAUUUCAUUAAAACGAAAAAGGUUUUCCUUUUUUCGACACUGAAAUCGAAAAUUGUCAAAGCACAUAGAAGCAUACGGUACAGUACAGUCUAAUCGUUGAGUUUGUGGUUUUUAUCUGUGUCCUAUAUCAGUGCUUUUAGUAGUGGGUUGAGGCCUGCCGACAAACCGGAUUUUUUGACAUCGGAUUGCUGGGAUCAAAGGAAAACCAGGAUUAACCAAGGAAUAUAUUUCGCAUUUGGAUACAAUUUGCUGUGAAACAGGUGCUAUUUGUGUGAAAAUUGACCGUGAUUAACAAGGAUUUGAGCGUUUUCGACUGGAAUCUGACCUGGAAACCUCGAAAGUGAUUUCCGGCAAUUUAAAACAGGCCGCAAGGGAAUAAAGUGAACAAAAAGUGCGAAUAUUUUAUAGCGUGGUGUGCGUGAAUUUUUCUGCCAGAUUCAUUCCUAACCAGAAACCCCACAAAGAGUCCAGAAGAAAAUGGCAACAGAAGUCGAGAACAAGCCUUUGACCGCGGAGGAAGAGAAGAAAACCGAACAGCCAACGGCCGGGGCUGAAAAAAAGGAAGACGGUGCUGCCGUCGUAACAGUCAGCGCCGAGGGCGAUAAGAAGACCGCCGAUGGUGAGAAAGCCGUCACAGAAAAUCACGCCGCCGAAGCCGGUGCGGGUGAUGCAGCGGCCACAUCUGGCACUGGCACGGAGCCGGCAGCAGCUGUCCCGGCUAAAAAGGAAAAGGAAGUCAAACCUACGGUUCACAAGGCCAAUUUCGAUAAAGAUGUCGUUUAUUUGUAUCAAUUCACCCGGACCCCACUGCUGCCAUCCAUGUCCCCGUACUGUCUCAAGGUGGAGACAUGGUUGCGGUUGGCUGGACUAAAGUAUGAGAACAUUGACCAUAAGCUGAAGCUGCGCUCCAAAAAGGGACAGCUGCCGUUCGUCGAGGUGAAUGGAGAGGAAAUUGCCGACUCGGCCAUCAUUAUCAAGGAGUUGGCUCAACGCUACGAAAAAGAUCUUGAUGCAGCUCUUACUCAGGAACAACGCAAUAUUGCCCACGCAAUGAUUUCUAUGUUGGAGAACCAUCUGAUCUGGGUAUUGUUAUCUUGGCGUAGCAAGAAUCCUGAUCAGAUGAUCAAAGGUUACAAGGUUAACUUGCAACAUGCGCUCGGAAGCCGUCUGCCCAAUCCUGUGCUUAAUUUCUUUUUCAAGUUCCAAUUUGGACGCAAGUAUUUGCAGGGAUCAAAAAAGGUGAAAGCGCAGGGCCUCGGUGUACACAAACCCGAGGAAAUCGAGGAAUUCGGAAAGCAGGAUCUGAAGGUGCUGUCCGAGCUGUUGGCAGACAAGCCAUUCUUCUUUGGCGAUGAGCCAACCACUCUCGAUUGUGUCGCUUUCUCCGUCCUGGCCCAAAUUCACUACAUUUCGGACGAAGUGAAAUAUGCCCUCAAGGAAUUCAUGCAGGAGAACUGCCCGAAUCUGGUUGGACACGUUUCGCGAAUCAAGGAACGCUGCUUUGCCGACUGGGACGAAAUUUGCGCCAAACUGGACCUGAAUGCACAUCUACCCAAACCGGAGCCCGAAACCAAGGAAAACAAAGAGGGUGCCGACACCGAGAAGACGGCUGAACAGGACAAGAACGAGUCCGAGAAGGAACUCGAGAAGGACAAUUCCAACGAGAAGACGGAGAAGAAGGAAGAAAAGCCGGAGAAGGCAGCGGUGGAAGAGAACAAAGAAAAGGAAGAAGCUGCCGCUAAAUAAGCAGCUACUGAGGCAAAUGAUUUUUUUCAGUUCUCUUUUCUAACUAUUGGUUAGCUUUUUCCAAACUAUUUCUUACAAUGUAUUUUACCAUAGUUGAUCGCGCCAAUAUUUUUUCCCCAGUAUGUGUUGAUAAGUCGGAAGCGAGUGAACGAACUUGCUGAUUAGAGUGGCAAAGAGUUAGGUAGGGAGCAUUUUUUCGUGCGAUGUUAGUAGCAUCUAUUCUACUAUUCGUUUUUUCGUCUACGGAGCGGGCAAAAAAAUAUUGACGAUAAUAUUUACUAUUGUUUACUUUUUAUAUGUGUUAUAAAAAGCAAAGAAAGCAGAGACAGAACAAAAUGCCGGAAUCACGAACCAUUGAUGUGUACGAUGAAGGAAAAGUAAGAAUAUCCAGCGAUGAGGAGCGAAGAGUCAGAAAGCGAUGAUUGUAGCGUGUUUUAAUAAUUAGUAGAAAUUUUACUAGCAGCAAAACUAUAGCUGAAUGACAAGUAAGAAACGCCAGUCGGAAUAAAUUGGAAGACCAUGUCAAAUGUUCACUGUUUAACUAUUCUACUUUUAAAAUUUCAGAUUAACUUUUAGUUUAUAGUUUUUAGGUAAUUUUUACGACAAUUGCUACAAUAAUACUCAGUAAACGUGAAACCGGAUAAAGCCAAGUUCAAGCCGUAUUUUUUGCCGCCGGGCUGAAGCGCGAAUGCUGGAAUCGUUCGGCAGAGAAACGUGUGGAGGCCACGGUAGGUUCGAAGAAUUUUUUCGUUUAUCAUGCACUAUAUUAAAGCAACCCGACUUUUGUAGUAAUACAAUCUAAAGAAAAUGUGUAAUAAUUGUUUAUUAUUACGAAUAUAUAUUUUAUAUAUAUCAUAUUUUCGUAUAUAUUUAUAGUAUUUUAUAUAAAUUUUAUGUAUAGAACAGCCUCUCUUUCUCUUUACAUUAGUUUAAGCGUAAUACAAAGCAAAUAGAAGAAUUGUCGUUUUCCAAAUUUGUGUUUUGUACAAAAUUUGAGUAGUGAAGAAAAUUUCCUCACAUUCUUCGCAGGACGUUUUUAUUCUUCAGAUUGAAGCUAAAGAGUAAAAACCGGACCGAGGAAAAUUUUCUUCAAGAAAGUGUUUUGUUUUUGUUUUGGACCUAUUCGCAUACGUUUUAGGAAUUUUUCAUAGACGAAGGCAAGAAAACGAAACCGGUUGCAAUUUAUAUACACAGCAAAACUAAAAUCAAGUUAACGAUAGAUAUCUCAACACAUUCUAAUCAAUAUGGUCUUUUCCUUUUACUUUAAAAUAAAGUUAAUAUUUUGUAUCUUUUUUCUUUUUUGUAUCUGACAUUCUUCAUCUUACCUGUUCGAGUAAAUACUCUGAAGAGCGUACAAUAGUUUAAAGAUGCUGUACUAAUCAAAUCUACGAGGUUUCUUUUAUAAAUCAAACUUCUAGAGAUAAGAAAAUAAAGCCGUCAACAUUCAGUAAAUAGUGAACCAAUCUCCGUUACGCAUACGAUACGCCACAUAAACCGCAGCAAAAAUAGAAAGAGUAAACUUCGUUUAAUUAGGUUAAAUGCUCCGAUGAAUAAAGAAUAAAACAGUGAUAAUAAAAACACGGA